Molecule: messenger RNA, 2326 nt
Organism: Micropterus salmoides (largemouth bass)
Lineage: Eukaryota; Metazoa; Chordata; Actinopteri; Centrarchiformes; Centrarchidae
Gene: iqcb1
Product: IQ motif containing B1
Exons: 15
Coding region: 351-2183 (610 amino acids)
Biological process (GO): cilium assembly
Cellular component (GO): cilium
Molecular function (GO): calmodulin binding
Source: RefSeq, a predicted model, not a curated record
ACAGAAGAGCGUCCGCUUGCUCGGCUGCUAAACGCUGAACGUAACGGCUGUAACGCGAGCUGGAAAACGUUGUUUUAAUUGCUCCGCAGCGUUUCUAAAUCCGCUUUCAAGCGUUCACGAGUCGGUGUGAAGGCUGUUUAGCUAGUUAACGUUACUUUCCCCCCUUUUCGGUCAACGGAACUAUCAACAUUUAGCUUCAGCUGAAACGACAAAAACGCGGCUAAGUUACCGCUGGAGCUAACGGGUGUUACACAGAAAUCCGUCACCCGUCGAACUCUGUGACGCGAGAGAAACAGUAUCGGCCAGAUAUUGACAGAGGAACCUCAGAAUUUAAGGCCGUCACAGUGAGGAUGGAGCCGCAGGAGGAGGAAGCGGUGGUGUUGGACCUGAAGAGGCAGCUGGAGGAUGAAGACCUGAACCCGGAGCAGAAAGUCCUCCUGCUGAACAACGGCUUAAACAAGGCUCUGAACAUGGCGGCGCUGCACACAGACAGCCGUGUGUUGACUCGUGUGAAGUCUCAGUUGUAUCUGAGCGGCGUCCUGAGUCACUGCGUCCUCCUCCUCUCUCUGGAUCCCAGAAGGCUGCGGGGGAACUGGAGCGCCGCCGCCACGCUCGCCCAGCUCGCCAGCUCCUGUUGUGUGGGGGUGGACCCUGGCGACCGCUCAGAGGCCUUUCACAGACUCUUCCUGCCAUCAGUCACAGACGGCCUCCUGUCAUUGGCCAGUCAGCUGAUGAGGCGGGCCGAGUGUGUGUCUCUGUUCAGGAAGGUGAUGGAUUCAGUCGGCUGGCUGCUCAGAGCUCACGCUCAGCUCACCACACAGGUUCUCAGCUCAGUCCACUACGAGCAGAUCCAGAUGUGUGAUGAUGUCACUGUGUCUCUGUUCUGUGUCCAGCUGUGGCUCCAAACCUGCAUCUCCAGCAGGGACUUCCUCUCCGGGUUGAGCGACGACUCCGUCUUAUUGCUGCUUAACGACGCCAUCGGCCUAUUAGCUGUCAGCUCUGACUCUGCGGUGGGCGGGGCCUCCGUCAGACUGAUCCUCGUCAUGGCCGCUCAGCAGGAGCGCCGGGUCCAGCCCCUCCUCCUCAGCUUCAGAGGCCUGGACAGCCUGUUGGACAAAGACUGGAGGGGGCGGGGCUUUGACCAGGACGUGGAUCAGCUGAUCGCACUCAUUCACUCUGACAGAGGCAGAAGGAGCCACUCGCAGGCGUGUACUGAGCAUGUGCGGGCGGCGUGCGUGAUCCAGGCGGCCUGGAGGUCGUAUCAGACCAGACGCAGGGUGAAGAGCCUCAACAGAGCUGUGAGCAGGCUGCAGCGGAGAUACAGGGCUCGGAGGCGGCAGCAGCAGCAGCAGAGGGAGGCGCAGCGAUGGGAGGAGGAGCUGAAGUUUCAGGUGUGUGUGAGGCGUCAGCAGGCGAGGAGGGAGUUUCACCAGAAACAGAGACAACUGCUGCAGCUGCUUCCUCCUGACCAGGUGCAGUCGUACCUGCAGGAGUGCGAGCGUCGUGCGGCCGUGGUGAUCCAGAGCUUCUGGAGAGGCUUCAGAGAGAGACGCCGCUACAACAGCACACACCGACACGCACUGAGACGCACACACGCAGAGCAGCAGGCCGCCAAGACGCUGCAGAGAGCGGUGCGUCGCUUUCUGCAGAAACGGCGAGCAGCGAAGGCCCCGCCCAUCACACCUUUCUGGAUUGGUCAGAGCGGUUUGACGGACAGCAGGAGGGUGGAGCUAAAGAGACAGGUGGAGGACUACAUCUCCCUACAUCCUUCGUCCCGUGUGUCUCGUCAGGAGUGUGAGCGUCUCCAUGAGGAGGUGCAGCUGCUGCUGCUGUCGGAGCUGCAGAGAGGAGAUCAAAGGAGGAGGGAGGAGCAGAGGGUGGAGGCUCUGCUGGCUCACACACACACACAGCUGGAGCUGCUCAGAGAUGCCCCGCCCCUCUCUGCCGUUACGGCGACAGACGCCGACUCCUUCCUGAGCCCCGCGGGUCCCAUCGCCGCUCGUGCCCGCGACGCCCACAACGCAGCGCUGCAGGCGAGCAGGCUGCCCUGGUGGAGGACGCUGGGAGAGACGGCUGAUGUCGACGUGUUUAGCUCCUCCCACCUGCAGGAGCUGGAGGCGGAGCUUGGAGGACUGUUUGUAGGAGGGGUCAAACUCCCCGACGUGGACGGAACAAACCUUUAACCUGGAGACUGUUUUAAGCUGAUCGGACAACUUUGGGAACUUUUCCGCAAAUGUAGAAAUUCAAAAUAAUGUUUUCUGGAAGAACCAAGAAAACACGACCCGUGUAAGAUGUAAACAAAAUAAAGACAAACGUGACAAACCGA